Molecule: messenger RNA, 1002 nt
Organism: Zonotrichia albicollis (white-throated sparrow)
Lineage: Eukaryota; Metazoa; Chordata; Aves; Passeriformes; Passerellidae
Source: RefSeq, a predicted model, not a curated record
GAGGCGGUUCCCCUGCACUGGGGUCUGUCUCUGCUGCAGCCUCGCUGGCAUCGUGCCGUGUUCCCUUGCCAGCCUCCUCUUCUGGCCCAUGCACCCAGAGGCCACUGCAGGACCCUUCUGCUGCUGGGCAAAGCUCUUGGCUCCUCAAGGCAACUGCGGGAUCUUUCUCCCUACCCUAUAUCUCACACUCACUCUCUGCACAGACAACCUCUGGAGCGACCAGAGCCUGGAGACAGACCCUGACCUCCCCCCGGGCUGGAGGAAAAUCUGUGACUCUCUGGGUACCUAUUACUGGCAUGUGCCAACAGGCACGACACAGUGGCAGCACCCUGCACGCAGCACCGGCCCAGGAGGGCACAUGGAGGCUGAUGGAGAUGACACUCUCCAUGGAAGGGAAUGCCAGGGCCCUGCAGCGAAGCACUCGGGGAAGGACCGGCCCAUUCCCAGCCCCAUGGCUUCACUGUCCCGGAGGCACUCCCUGUCCUGGCAUGGAGAUGACUUCCAGCACAGCGCAGAGCCCGGCUCCAAGUGCUUUGCUGUGCGCUCUCUGGGCUGGGUGGAGAUCCCCGAGGAGGACCUGGCACCUGGCAAGAGCAGCAUCGCCGUCAACAACUGCAUCCAGCAGCUCUCCAACAGCAAGGGCCAGGGCUCUGCAGACAACCAGGGCGAGGGCCAGGACCUAGUGAUGAUUCUGAAGAAGGACACCAUGAGCCUGGUGGACCCCCUGGACCGCAGCCUCAUCCACCGCCAGCCCAUCCUCAACAUCCGCGUCUGGGGCGUUGGCUGCGACAACGGCAGGGACAGAGACUUCGCCUUCGUGGCCAGUGACAAGGACACCUGCGUCCUCAAGUGUCACGUCUUCCACUGCAAUGUGCCUGCCAAGGGCAUCGCCAAGGCUCUGCAUGAGAUGUGCUCCAAGGUGGGACGCAGGAACCCCGGAGGGUGUGAGCAUGGCCGGGGACCUCGGGGGUGAGGGGAGGCUCCGGGAUCCCCAUCUCUUGC